AUGUCUGUUUCAAACACACCAGUAUUAGAACCUCUGCAACCACCACCAAUGGCGGUGAUGGCUCAACAGGCGGCCUACACAGCUCAUUCGGGUCAUGGCUCCUUUGGACCCGUUAUUGGUGCCCUUGCAGUGAUAACAAUACUGUGUGCUUUAUCUGUGAUGAUCGGGCGGCUUUGUUCGGGUCGGAGAAUAAUGGGUUAUCAAGGGUACGAUUUUGAAAGGUGGGUUGAGAUUAAAUGCUCCUCUUGUAUUGAUGGAAGCUUUAAUUCUUAUCCGCCGCCGCGCAUGGUAGCGGAGCACCGUGUCAGCAGCUCCUCAGAUGCGGCGCCGCCACUAGAGACACCUUCAGAAGCUGCGGAAGAACAAGUAGAGGUGGCGGAACAACACACGACUUCGCAAGAUGAACACCGUCCACAUGAAAGAGCUGAGUCUUGA
Messenger RNA from Fraxinus pennsylvanica, 435 nucleotides. Lineage: Eukaryota; Viridiplantae; Streptophyta; Magnoliopsida; Lamiales; Oleaceae. The record is from the annotation of a GenBank genome assembly.